Molecule: messenger RNA, 210 nt
Organism: Cooperia oncophora
Lineage: Eukaryota; Metazoa; Nematoda; Chromadorea; Rhabditida; Trichostrongylidae
Source: the annotation of a GenBank genome assembly
AUGCCUUUAAAUGUGUCAGCACCAGCAAUCCUGAUGCGACUAAAGGAAGAGACGCUGAUGGGAAUAGAGGGAGCCGAUGGAAAGGGCAUCAGACCAUCUCCAAAUAAGCUGAAGGCAAUAUUAAACAUGCCAGAGCCUAGAAUUUUGAAAGACUUGGAAUCUUACCUAGGCAUGAUACAAUAUUACAAAGAAUUUACCCAAGAUCGGUGA